AUGUACUCCAAAAUUGUUAUCGUCAGUGCCUUACUGGCUUUCUGCCAAGCUGGUUUGAUCAACGAUGGACACCAAGUAGUUUCCUCCCAGAGCAUAGUCCGCCAUGAUGACCGGUCUGCGCAACAAUUAGGCCACUAUACUCCCGUAGUGGAACAUUCCGGUCCCAUCCUUCACCAUGCUGGCCCAGUCAUUGAACAGACUUCCUACCUCCAGCAUGGUGGUGCUAUCGUCCAUGCGGCUCCGUUAGUGCAACACGUGGCUCCGGCUACCAUCCACCAUGCUCCCGUGGUUCAGCACAUCGCUCCCGUUGCUAUUGGACACGGUGAACAUGUUGAAGAACAUGCUCCAGCUAAAUACGAGUUCUCUUACUCCGUGGAAGACCCCCACACCGGUGACCACAAGUCCCAGCACGAGACUCGUGAUGGUGAUGUCGUGAAGGGAGAAUACUCUCUUGUACAGCCUGAUGGCUCCGUACGCAAGGUCGAAUACACCGCUGAUGACCACAACGGUUUCAACGCGGUCGUGCACAACUCUGAGCCGAACCCGCACGCGGCUCCUCCGAGCCCCGCUCCUGCUGUACACGCCGCUCCUGUGGUUCACGCUGCUCCUGUCGUGCACGCCGCGCCCGUCGUACACGCCGCACCUAUCGUUCACGCGACUCCCGUCGUACACGCCGCUCCCAUCGUCCACGCAGCCCCGCUCGUUCACGCUGGUCACCUCGUCCAUGCUGCGCCAGCGCACUACAUCACCACCCACCACUAA
Trichoplusia ni (cabbage looper) is the source of this 762-nucleotide messenger RNA. It is a transcript of the gene CPR92, whose product is annotated as cuticle protein 8-like. Lineage: Eukaryota; Metazoa; Arthropoda; Insecta; Lepidoptera; Noctuidae. Gene Ontology annotation, cellular component: extracellular matrix. The transcript has 4 exons. The record is from RefSeq and is a predicted model, not a curated record. Bases 1 to 762 code for a protein of 253 amino acids.